Molecule: messenger RNA, 498 nt
Organism: Aegilops tauschii subsp. strangulata
Lineage: Eukaryota; Viridiplantae; Streptophyta; Magnoliopsida; Poales; Poaceae
Source: RefSeq, a predicted model, not a curated record
AUGGUCACCGCCCGCCACUCGCGCGCGUGCGCCGGCGUGCACCACGGCGCCCCGCGCGCCCCCCUUCUUUGGCCGCCGAGGCCCACGCUCGCCGUGGCCUCGCCCGCACCGUCGCCUCUCACUCCCUGCGCCCGGUUCGCGCACCGGCCUCCCCCUGCACGUCACUGGCCACGCCCCGACACCUCCCGUGCUCUCCUACCAUGGCGCGUCUUGGCAGCCCCUGCCGCCGCUCUCCCUCCACUGUGCAGCCCUGCUCCUUCUGCUCCGUUGCGGGUGUCGCUCGCCGCGUCGUUCCGCCACCGCAUCGCCGUGCGGCCCCGCACCGGCCCGGCCCGGCCGCGCCCCCACCUCCAGCCUGCGCCACCCCGCUCUGAUCCGUCGCCGUGGCCGACGCCCUACUGGGCAGCCACGGGCACACGCCCGGGCGCCCACUGCCCGCUUGUACCCGCGCCUGAUAGGUCCCUCUGGGCCACACACACGUGGGGCCCUCCCCAGUGA